AUGGCGAAGGAAACGCGAAUGAUAAUGCUGAAGGAAAUGGGAAUAAUAUGGGAGAGGGGCUUGAAGGAUAACAUCAUGACUGCUGUGGCUCCUAUGGAGAUUCGUAUUUUCUCCGAUCUGGUGAACAAGGUGAGAGUUGUUAAAGAAUAUGCAAAGACGAUUGGUUUAGGUGGUUGCUUCAAUUGUGGUUUUCCUGGUCACAUUGCGAGAGAUUGCACUCGUGGGAAGAAUUCGAAUGCGGUUGAGGAGCUAGGCUUGAAAGUGUCAGAAUUAGCAUUUGAAUUGCAUGUACAUACUCCACAUCAGACGGUUAUGACUAGGUCAGGUUGUAGGCAAGUAGGUUUCAAGCUUGAGGGUAGAGACUUUGUACAUGACUUGAUUUGUUUACCAAUGGUUGGGUUAGAGAUGAUUUUGGGAUUUGAUUGGUUGUUAAAGAACCGAGUUUUGUUGGAUUGCUUUGAGCGGCCAAUUCAGUUUAUGCUAGAAGGGGAAAAUGGAGCAGUGAUAGCUGAGGGUUACUACCUGAACUCUGUGAGGGUGCACUGUAGUGGGAAAGAGUGUCAGUGUUAUAUCUUGUUGACUGCUAAUGCUUUAGGUGACGCCCAGAACUUAGAUCAGAUUUCAGUAGUUACAGACUUUCCGGAAGUGUUUCCGAAAGAUAUUCCUGAAUUCCCACCUCAAAGAGAGAUUGAAUUUGCAAUUGAAUUGGUGUCGGGAGCCGGAACAGUGUCGAUUUAUACCGUAUCGAAUGGCUCCGAUAGAGCUGGAUGA
Arachis stenosperma is the source of this 771-nucleotide messenger RNA. RefSeq lists its product as uncharacterized. Gene Ontology annotation, molecular function: zinc ion binding; nucleic acid binding. NCBI's taxonomy places the organism in Eukaryota, Viridiplantae, Streptophyta, Magnoliopsida, Fabales, Fabaceae. The coding region runs from base 1 to 771 and encodes 256 amino acids. The record is from RefSeq and is a predicted model, not a curated record. The transcript has 4 exons.